Molecule: messenger RNA, 2478 nt
Organism: Penicillium griseofulvum
Lineage: Eukaryota; Fungi; Ascomycota; Eurotiomycetes; Eurotiales; Aspergillaceae
Gene: anxc4
Product: annexin ANXC4
Exons: 2
Coding region: 1-2478 (825 amino acids)
Cellular component (GO): cytoplasm
Molecular function (GO): calcium ion binding; calcium-dependent phospholipid binding
Source: RefSeq, a predicted model, not a curated record
AUGUCCCUUCAAGUGAACGACCCACGGUCGCGAACCAGAUCCAAAUCCCCUGGUCGCGAGCGCUCUCGGUCCCGGUCGCGCGACAGCCGAGCCCCCUCCCCCCGCGCUGAAAGAAAAGGCUACAGCCCCGACGAAGAAGCCGAAAUUGAGCGCCAAUACAAGCUCAUCAAUGACGAGCGCCGUCGCGAAAACGAUCCUCGCUCCGUCUCACGCGCCCCGAGAAGCCCCGCCCGCUACGACGUGAACCGUUCAGACUCGGACUCAGAGUCGAAGCGUCGCGAUCGCGAUGCAGACAGCUCGCGCCGACGUCGCGAUGACCGCUACGAACACUCGGAUUCCGAGCGCGGUUCUGCUGCCCUUGCGCCUUCGUCGCGGUCGCAUCGACGACGGCCCUCGCCAGACCGCGGAAGUCGCGUGAAACACGACGACUCCGACUCAGCCGAUGAUCUCGCUUACGGUGAUGCGCCAGGCAGCCACCCCAGCUAUGCGCGUCCGAAUAGGUACAGCUAUGCCCAGCCUACGCACUACGUGCCCACUGCACCGCGACCGGGCUACCCCGCCGGCCCGAUUGACUGGGCCUCGGUGCCGGAAUGCGAACGUCCUGGGUACGUGCCGCCUUCCUCGCAACCUGCGGGUCCGGCUACUAUGCCCGGCGCAUUCCCUGCGGCUUCGACUUAUCCCACUAGCUCGGGGUCUGUGCCGGCGCCUGUGGUUCCCCCGCAGUAUGCUGGUUUCCCGCAGGCUGCGUAUGCGACGAGCGCUGGUUAUACACCUGCGCAUUAUCGCACUGCCUCGGCUAGCGAUACUGGUUAUCCGGCCGCGGCGGGGUAUGCUAAUCCUGGCGUGUUCCAGUACGCUCAGAUCGAUCCUAUGGUGAAGUAUACCUCGAAGGCGGAGAACGCGGCACCGGUAUACACUUCGACGCAUGAGCAGUAUACCAGGCCACCGCCGCAGCCAUUGCAGAAUCCGUAUUACUCGCAAUCCCAGAAGCCGCAGCAAGCUCCAGAGCUGCCGUAUCGGCCUAAGCAAGAACCUGAGUUUGUGGAGAUCGCGCCUGGCGGGAAUCGCUCUAGUGCUCGUCCACACAGUCACUCUGUGUCUUCGAAUUCCCUCGCAGUUGCCGGAGCCAGCGCACCUCAUUCAGCCCUUCCCCCGGGUAGUCCACUGCUGGAGCCGUACCAUGGUACAUACCAGUCGAUCUCACCGAUGCCAUCCCCGAUCGUGAUCCCCUCCAUCCGCGACGACGACAUUUCCGACCUCGAACCCCUGGACGGCGGAACCUCAGCCUCAGACUCCAGCCGACGCAGCAAACACCACCGCUCGCACUCCUCGGUCAGUGAGCGAGACUCUCGCACACGUACCAGCAAAGACAAAAAAGACAAAGAGCGCGACGACCGCACCGACAAACGUCUCACCCGUCCCAUCCACGACCGCCACGACUCAGCCUCCUCGCUCGACGGCAAAAUCGUCGUCUCCCCAACAACCGGCCGCAAACGCGUCUCCUUCUACGACGCCGGCCCGGACGCCGCAGCGAUGCAAUCCGCGCUAAACCACACACGCAACAUAGACAGCAAACCCAUCAUCCAAAUCCUGCCCCGCCUAACAAGCGACGAGAUCAUCCUCCUGCGCGCAGAAUACAAAACCCGCGUUCGAAUGCAAGGAAAAGGAAUAAACCUCGCCAAACACCUCCGUCUCAAACUCGGAAGUUCCUCCUUCGGAAAACUCUGCUACGCAACCGCCCUCGGCCGCUGGGAAUCAGAAGCUUAUUGGGCAAACUGCUAUUACCAGGCCGGCACAUCGCGGCGCGAACUCCUAAUCGAGUCCCUGAUGGGAAGGUCGAAUGCUGCUAUCCGGGAAAUCAAAAACUCGUUCCGCGAUACAAGAUACGAUAAUAGUCUUGAGCGGUGUAUGCGCUCUGAGCUGCGGGCGGAUAAAUUCCGCGUUGCGAUUCUGCUUGCGCUUGAGGGUCAGCGGCAGGAUGAUCGCGAGCCGUUGGAUAAACGGCUUAUUCGGGAUGAUGUGCAGGAUUUGCAUCGCGCGAUUGUGAGGGAGGGGGGUGAGACCGCUAUGAUUCAUAUUAUUGUGUUGAGGAGUGAUUCGCAUUUGCGGGAGGUCUUGCGCGCUUAUGAGGAUAAUUAUGGGCAGAAUUUUACGAGGGCUAUGAUUGCUAAGUCGAGGAAUUUGGUGGGCGAAACCCUAGCGCAUAUCCUCAACGGCGCUAUAAACAGACCAAUGCGCGACGCUUUACUUCUCCACCAAGCGCUACGUGAAUCCCGUACUGGGCGCGAGCGCUCGGAACUACUCAUUUCCCGGCUUGUGCGUUUGCACUGGGAACCGAGACAUCUUGAUCUCGUUAAGAAUGAGUACAGACGUAGAUACCAUGAGCGUCUGGAGGAGGCUAUUGCGGAGGAGAUUCUGUCCCUGAAUGGUGGGCAGGAUUGGGGAGAGUUCUGUAUUGAGUUGGCACGGAAUGCUUGA